AUGACAACAUCUCUCGUCAAAAACUUUUCCUUGGCUUCUGGUACCUCUGGUGGUAAAAGUGAUACGGUCAUUGCGCAGUAUCUGGUUACGAAAGUGGCUUGGUGGGCCACGUAUCCCCGAAUCCUUCUCGUCACUUCCUCUACUCUUAGCACAUACAAUCCGGAAACAUUCCGGUGCACCGAUCAAUGGGAGAUUGCCGAUAUUGAAGCCGUCGAGCUGUCACAGACCAAGAACCAGUUUGUACUUCGACUUGAAAAGUCUCGUUUUCGGUCGCCCAAGUUGAAAUUCGCGUGCUCUGCUCAAGGUCACCUGUUGUCAUUGGUAGCUCGACUUCGUCGACAGGCUCAGGGAAAGGCACAAGUGUACCGACUCAUUGGUGCACGUAGACUUCACUUCCGAUGCAUUGAACAAUUUGCCGAUGCAUCGACCAAGUUGUUGUUCCUGCAAGUCACGGUUUCCAGUAUCAUCUUUUUGGAGGAAGGUGGUCGACCCGUACAAAUUCUACCAUUCGUGUAUCUAGCAAAGGUGGCGUUUUCGACGGAUAAUGAUGAGGGCAUGGUAUUGUCUACAGCGUUCCAUGAUCAGGUUUUCUGUUGUAGUGAACGACAUGAAUGUAUGAACGAAAUCAUGGUGGCAGCAAACGAGGCGGGAGUGGAGCUUUAUAAGACGUCGAGUGAGAUCACGGCACUGCAUCUUCGUUUGCAUAAUGCGCAGGUGCUUAAUCGUCCUUCGGUUGUUCGAUUCGAUGUGAAGAAAGUGAGGAACCAUGAAGGUAGUGGUGCUUUACCAGGAAGUGAAAACAGUGAUGCUGCCAACAAGGAGAUUCAGUUGAUCCUACAAAGUGAUGCAAUUGUUGAAAUGCAUUGCUCCAUGCGCACAGUCAUUGCGCGUCCAUACAGCGCACUAUUAGCAAUAGUUCGCCCCGAUUGGGGUCCAAGAACACUUGUGUUGGAGUUCAAGCACGAGGAUACAUUGAUCCUUGACGUGGAUGGCCGCGACGAACUUGUUACGAUACUUCUGCUGAUGUGUUAUGAAGCAGGACACCAUAACGUUGUUCUCACCUCCUCAGGUCUCAAUUAUUGCCGAUUCUAUCACCCUCAUGCUGCUGAUACCAACGCAAGUGACGACACUAACGUUGUCGGUGCAUUAAUGGAAACAUUCCUGCUGAGGCGAAUCACGAAAACAAGUGCUCAGGCCGCAGAAAAUAAUGGCGGGAGAAGUCGAGGCAAUAGUAUAUGGUCACCUCGAAGGCGUCGUGGAGGAAAUAUAACACAUCGAGCUACUCUGGGAAACAAUGACCUUGCAGAUUCUGACUCGAAUGGACGCGGCAGUUGGUUCCAGCGCCGUAUCAAUAAGAACAAGUAUACAACAGAACCUCUCUACGAAACACGCAAGUCCAUGGAGUCAGGAGUGUCAAUGAACGAUAGCGUGAGUAUUGUCAUCGCGAUGGAGGAACUCAAUGCUAACCUUCGAAUUGACGAACUCACGUACAGUGAGUCAGGGCAAAUUGAAGUGGUGAACAAGGCUAUGGAGCUUGUUUUCGAGCAUCUCGUGACUCUAGUAGCUUCACUACGACGAUACGGGGACACCACUAGCUCGGACCUUAUUACCACUUUGCAAGCGCUUCUGCGCUUGUAUCAUCAUCCAGAUGCUUCUUUUACAGACGAAAUGAUACCCCACGUACUUGACGCUGUGCACGAGCUCAUUUUACAGCAAGAUAUUCUCACAUGCUACUGGUGCCUCCGACUGCUACAAUGCUUUUUGGACGUCCGAACACCGAAAACGUCGUCUCACUCCAACUCAGCUGGAGACCGACGUGCCAAGAUGGUUCAGCACUUUGUUCGUCACGCGACACUACAGCAUGCCGUUGUCGACCUCAUCCCCGCUACUUUUGCUGCAUCGAUCAGCUCGUCAUUCAUGAAAAACUCGUCCGCCUUUGGAGCAACAUUGUGGAUGGCUGAUCUGGACGUUGGGAGUAGCGCUUCAUCUAGUCUCUCGUCAGCUCCAUCCUCAACUUUGUGUUCAAAGGAAGCUCGAGUACAGAAUGAAAUCAAUGUGAUGUUCUACGAGGCACUGCUCACGCUGCAUCACUUAUUGAUUCACAUGCAAAGUGCGGCAAAAUUGCAGCGUACGGCACGUGAUCGGCAGAACUAUGUCGCUGCAGGCAACCGGCAAAAGCACCCAAGUCAUGACUUUGACAAUCUACCAGCCGAGAAGCAGACGGAUGCACUGGCAGGUAGACUAUUGGAAAAGUACCGUUUUUUAGUGGAUUCGAUUUUGGACAUCCGUCUCGUACGCAUGGCUGAGACGUCAGUAGCACUCGUGAAAUUCGUGUUACAUCGCUUUGCGACCCAGCCACCUGAUAGUCCGCUUCAAUUAUCAUCACCAAGUGACAACCAGCUACCCAAUUCGCGUGCUGGAGACUUUCACGAAUCUCGAAAGAAGUGGCUAAGCGCGCUUGGUUUGUUUCUUGAUAACUAUCUAGCAAAUACCGAGAGCAGAACGAAAACCCAAUCACUGCAGUUUGGCUCCGGGAGAACUAUUGAAAUGCCCGAACACGUAUUUAGCUAUGGAACGAGCAAGUGCACUCCAAUGGAAGAGCUGCAUAAACCAGAGACCACUAACUGCCUUGAAGCUAUUAAGUCGAACGGAUCAAUGAGGCUCGAGUAUCUUAAUCCAAGCGAGCCAUCAAGCUCUACUCGUGGCAAAGGCAUGCACACAAAACCACCGAAGCUGGAGCCCCGCGUAAUAGUACCAGAACCAAAACAGUCCAGAAAGAGUUUGAAGCAACUAAAAAAGAACGAGACUUACGGCCGCAUCGCCCCAGGUGAUAGCCAACCGCACCACUGCAUUAACGAUACCAGUCCCACACAGUCAAUCGGUAACAACGUCGAGGCAAACAUUUUUGGAAUGGAUGAUGAAGAUGACACGGUCGGUCCGCUGCUGCGCAGUGACCACAGGCCCACAGCAGCGCAAACAGUUCGCCAACCCUCUCAGGCGUCAAUUCGAUCACGUCGGCCAGCGGGUGUAUGUGAUGCGUGCAUUGGGUGCAACGAUGUAUGCACCAAUGAACGCUGCUACUUCUGUGCGGAGAAAGAGUACCAACUGAAAGCAGCCUUUGGAGAUUCAUCAGAAGCUGCCGGACCUACAGCACGGCAAGCAGCAUGGCAACAUUGUGCGCCAACAUCAACCGACAGCUCCUUCAAUUUUGAUCGGGAAUACUCUUCCUGCGAGAUAAAGCGACAUCGUAGCAUGCGAUCAUGCUGGAUCCAAGUAGGCGACAGUAUAUACGACGUGACGGAUUUACUUGGUGUACACCCUGGAGGAGCACAAGUGCUACUGGAAGCUGCUCAACAUGGCGGGGAUUGUGGCCCCAUACUGAAUACGCACCCGCCUGCGGCACGAAAAAUGCUGGUACAGCAUCGUCUCGGUCGCUACUACGAGUGUGACAAUUCUUGA
Peronospora farinosa is the source of this 3459-nucleotide messenger RNA. NCBI's taxonomy places the organism in Eukaryota, Oomycota, Peronosporomycetes, Peronosporales, Peronosporaceae. The record is from the annotation of a GenBank genome assembly.